GGAAGAAAGGAGAGGAACAUUCAAGAUGACUUCUGGCCCCACAGCCAACUGGAGUGGGAACAUGAGCAGCAGGUGGGAUGUGAGCCUUGCUGAGUCGGGUGAUCUCUGGGGACAGGCACUGGGAGCGCUAGCUGGAAAUGCUUCUCCUUCUGUAGCAUCCUCAACAGCCAACUUCUCCAAUCAGUUUGUGCAACCCUCUUGGCGCAUUGCCCUGUGGUCUCUGGUAUAUGGUGGGGUGGUGGCAGUGGCAGUCUUUGGAAAUCUCAUCGUCAUCUGGAUCAUCCUGGCUCACAAGCGCAUGAGGACAGUGACCAAUUACUUCCUGGUGAACCUGGCCUUCUCAGAUGCCUCCAUGGCUGCUUUUAAUACACUCAUCAACUUCAUCUAUGCCCUGCAUAGCGAGUGGUACUUUGGAGAGGCUUACUGCCGCUUCCACAACUUCUUCCCCAUCACAGCUGUCUUUGCCAGCAUCUACUCCAUGACGGCGAUUGCAGUGGACAGGUACAUGGCCAUUAUCGAUCCCCUGAAACCGAGACUCUCUGCAACUGCUACCAAGGUGGUCAUUGGAAGCAUAUGGAUUUCAGCUGUUCUGCUGGCCUUUCCCCAGUGUCUCUACUCCAUAACUAAGGUGAUGCCUGGGAGAACUCUUUGCUAUGUAGCAUGGCCAGGUGGUCCAAAACAGCAUUUUACGUAUCACGUCAUUGUGAUUGUGCUGGUCUACUGCUUUCCGCUGCUUGUUAUGGGCAUCACUUACAGCAUAGUGGGAAUUACCCUCUGGGGAGGAGAAAUCCCAGGCGACACAUCUGACAAAUAUCAUGAGCAGCUCAAAGCUAAGAGAAAGGUGGUAAAAAUGAUGAUUGUAGUUGUGCUGACAUUUGCCAUCUGCUGGCUGCCCUACCACAUUUACUUCAUAGUUACUGGGAUCUAUCAACAAUUAAAUCGGUGGAAAUACAUUCAGCAAAUCUAUUUGGCCAGCUUUUGGCUUGCCAUGAGCUCUACAAUGUACAAUCCCAUUAUCUACUGCUGUCUUAAUAAGAGAUUCCGAGCUGGCUUCAAGAGAGCUUUCCGCUGGUGUCCCUUCAUUGAGGUGUCCAGCUACGAAGAGCUGGAGCUUAAGGCAGCCAGGUUUCAUCCCACUCAGCAAAGCAGCCUGUAUGCUGUGUCGAGAAUGGAGUCCAGCAUGACAGUAGUGUUCGAUACUAAUGAUGGAGGUAAAUCCCAGGCCAGCCAUAAGAAAAAAGCAGCUCCAAGGGAUGCGAGUUUCAACAGCUGUUCACACAGGAAUUCCAAGACCAUCUCUGCAACCUCAAGUUUCAUCAGUUCACCACACAUAUCAGCAGACGAAUAUUCCUAA
Messenger RNA from Struthio camelus australis, 1354 nucleotides. It is a transcript of the gene TACR3, whose product is annotated as tachykinin receptor 3. Gene Ontology annotation, cellular component: sperm midpiece; plasma membrane. The record is from RefSeq and is a predicted model, not a curated record. Gene Ontology annotation, biological process: G protein-coupled receptor signaling pathway; positive regulation of flagellated sperm motility. Gene Ontology annotation, molecular function: tachykinin receptor activity. Lineage: Eukaryota; Metazoa; Chordata; Aves; Struthioniformes; Struthionidae.